AUGAACACAACCGCAACCGACCUCGGGCUUCCCUCCAGCGCCCUGCCCUUGCUCGGGCUCCUGGCAGCCGUCCUCACUUUGGUAUUGGUGAAAUACCCCAUCUUCCGUAAAUCCAAGGUCGUCGAUGUACAAGAUGUGAAGGAAGAGAAACCCUUCGUCAAGCCGCUUCCCAGUCCCGCCCCCAUCGAUCCCCUCGAGAAUGCACCCAAGUUGUACCGUCCGUUCCGCCACGGACCCAACUUCGUGACGAUGGGAAUCCGCAAGCUGAACUGGGAUAACUGGAUUGAGAUGGAUUCUUACUUCCCGCGGUACCACGACCUGAAGGCCGCGGAGCUGAAGAAGGAGUUCAAGGAACAUAUCAAAUAUGUCGAUAAUGCCGUUACCAGAGAUGCCUGCUUCGAGCUGAACGAGGAACUCGUUCGCCAUCUUACGCACCGCUACCCCAAGAUCUAUAAGUUGGAAGAUGGAAAGGUCCACAACAGUCUCACCGGAGAAGCUUUCCCUUAUCCCCCGGCAACCCCCGAUGAGGCCCUCGCAAUGUCCGGUCUUCUGUGGAAAACACAAUUCACUAACCGAUUUACAGACGGAGAAUACCACCUCGAUGCCGCCGCCGUCUGUCUCCCCGGCUUCUGGCGUCUGAGGGAGAAAUUCCGCAUGUCCCUCGAUACCCUCCACUUCGAAGCCGGAGUCCCCCAUUACGCCGCCAAGCUGCAAAAGUCCAUGAACAGGUUCAUGACCAAGCUCACACCCGACAAGCCCGUAGAGCGCAACAACUACUUCAUCCAACUUGACGACGGCCUCCACUGGUCCCACCGCAUGGGCGACCAACAAGGAACAGAAGUCGCCUCCUGGGCACUAGCAAACAGCAAAGGCCUAAAAAUCGACGAAAUCCACUUCCGCUCCGAACGCCAAACCCUCCGACGCCUCCCCCGCUCCGGCGCAAUCCUCUUCACAAUCCGCACAUACUUCGAGCCCAUCACGCGCAUCUGCGAGGAGCCACAUGUCCCCGGUCGUCUGGCUGAGGCUAUCCGCAGCUGGGAUGAGACGGUUAGCUUCUAUAAGGGCAAGUCGCACUGGGAGGGGAUUUUGUUGCCUUAUUUGGAUGAGCAGGCGCGGUUGCAGAAGGAGUCGGGCAUUGUGGAUGAGAAGCCUGAGGGGGAGUUCCCUUACUGA
Molecule: messenger RNA, 1173 nt
Organism: Penicillium bovifimosum
Lineage: Eukaryota; Fungi; Ascomycota; Eurotiomycetes; Eurotiales; Aspergillaceae
Product: heme-dependent oxidative N-demethylase family protein
Exons: 5
Coding region: 1-1173 (390 amino acids)
Source: RefSeq, a predicted model, not a curated record